Messenger RNA from Dunckerocampus dactyliophorus (ringed pipefish), 2533 nucleotides. Its product is annotated as G-protein coupled receptor family C group 6 member A-like. NCBI's taxonomy places the organism in Eukaryota, Metazoa, Chordata, Actinopteri, Syngnathiformes, Syngnathidae. Gene Ontology annotation, molecular function: G protein-coupled receptor activity. The transcript is spliced from 6 exons. Gene Ontology annotation, biological process: G protein-coupled receptor signaling pathway. Gene Ontology annotation, cellular component: membrane. The record is from RefSeq and is a predicted model, not a curated record. The coding region runs from base 1 to 2532 and encodes 843 amino acids.
AUGUCCACAAUGUUCUGCUUAGGUUUCGUUGUGAGUGUAAUGGCUGUGCUCAGCUCAGGAGACAACAGUUUGCUCAAUGCGUAUGUUCCAGGGGACAUCAUCAUUGGAGGACUUUUCCCUCUUCACUUACAAACCAACAGAACCACAAUACCCGGACAUGUCUCCUGCAGCCACUAUGACUUCCAAAUGUUUUUACAAUCUCAAGUGAUGAUAUAUGCCAUCAGAGAAAUUAACGGACGCAUGCCAAAGCUUCUCCCUAACAUCACGUUGGGUUACCACAUCUAUGACACAUGCGGAGAUGUUACCUUUGCGAUCAGGGCCACUCUCCAGCUUGUGAAGGACUGGUUGGAUCCUCAAAUAUGUUUUUUUCCUCCAAAUACGCAACCCAAUACAAUGGCAGUGAUUGGUGAGAGGUUCUCCGAGGUCUCAAUCGCAGUUUCGCGGGUCAUUGCGCAAUCAUCAGUGACCCAGAUCAGCUACGCAUCAACCAGCGAGCUGCUCAGCAGGAAGCUGAAGUUUCCCACUUUUCUGCGAACAAUAUCGAGUGAUGAAUAUCAGACAAAGGCCAUUGCCCAGCUGGUGAGGGAGUUCAACUGGCAAACGGUGGCCAUCAUAGGAAGUGACGACGAAUAUGGGAAGUACGGCAGUGAUCGCCUUGCGCAUCAUUUCAGAGAGAUGAAGGACGUGUGCAUUGAAUUCAUUGACAUCCUGCCUGGCUACUUCUCCCAGAAUAACUCCCAAACCCAUAAGAGGAUGUCUGUCCUUGUGAACAACGUCAAUAAAUCCACUGCCGAGGUCAUAAUCCUUUUCACCAAGGGGUCUAAUGUUGAUGUCAUAAUAGAGGCUGCUAUUAAACACAUGCUGAACAGAACGUGGAUCGCAAGUGACUCUUGGUCCAGCUCGACAAAGCUGGCUACUUUGCCUGGCAUUGAAAUGGCUGGGCAGGUCUAUGGAUUCAACUCCCAGAGGAAUGCGGUGCCCGGUUUUAAAGAUUAUGUCACGUCCAUGUUCAACGGAACGACAAAUGCCAUCCUUGAUCAUCACCUGUCUCAUUACCCACUUUGUUCUGACUGGUCAGGGGAUGUCAACUGCUCACGUAGCAAACACGAGUCAGGGCAAUGUCUGGACCUAAGCUGCUUGGCCAAUCACAUUGACCAGGAUGAGACGCACAACAUCUACUUGGCUGUGCACGUCAUUGUUGAGGGGAUCAGACGCUUGCUGAAAUGUGACAACCAGCGGUGUGAACGCCAUGUUGACUUCACUCCCUUGGAGCUUCUCAUGGAAAUAAAGAAGGUCAACUUCACUGUGGACACGACCCAUAUCUUUUUUGAUGUGAAUGGUGACCCCAGUUUAGGAUAUGACAUUUUAUAUUGGGACCAGAGGGCCAAGACACAGCAAGAGCGCAUUAAAAUCAUCGGCGAAUACUGGCCAAACGGAAACAUCAGAGUCCCGCGUGACAUUGUGCUAAAGAUGCAGCGUGUGAAGGUGACAGCUUACAACUGCUCUAAAACCUGCCCACCUGGACAAGAGCUCAAGAAGCAAAAUGUAAAGUUGCAUUGCUGCAGCGAUUGUGUUCAUUGUGCAGAGGGAGAAUUUUCUGUAGGACAAGGUGAAGAGUGUCGACGCUGCAGUAAAAAUGAGUAUUCUUCUCCAGACAGGGAUAAAUGUUUAGAGAAAAAAAUUGAAUUCCUGGACUGGUCAAAUGUCUUUAUCAUCAUUUUGAGUACCUUGGAAGGCUUAGGAAUUAUUUUAACACUUGUGUUUGCAGUUUUGUUUGCCAUCUAUCACGGCACGCCCAUUGUGAAGGCCGUGGGUGGUUAUUUGUGUUUUUUGGAGCUCACGUCUCUGCUGAUAUGCUUUUGCCUCACAUUUAGCUUUCCAGGGAAGCCCACUGAUGCCUCCUGUAUGAUUGGCAUGCCUCUCUUUGGAAUAGCCUUUUCGCUCUGUAUCUCCUGUAUUCUGGCAAACCUGCUGCAAAUCUUAGUGGGUUUUAUGUUUGACUUGAAGACAAAGACCUGGCUGAACAAGCUCAACCAUCCAUUGGCUGUGGUGGCCGUGGUCACUGGGUUCCAGCUGGCGCUGUGUGUGCCAUGGAUGUGCCUUUACCCUCCAUUACCAGAGCCGACGAGUUUACCUAAGAGCAUUUUGCUGCAGUGUCAUAAAGGCUCCACCAAAUUUUUCAUAGCUAUGUUGGGCUACAAUGCUGUCUUGGCACUUACUUGUUUCCUGUUUGCAUUCAAAGGUAAGCAGUUGCCAGAUUUGUAUAAAAAUGCAAGUUUAAUCACCAUUAGUAUGCUGCUGUAUUUAAUUAUCUGGGUCCUCUUCAUCCCCAUUUACAUCAAUUUGUUUGGUGUGUACAAACAAGCCAUCGAGAGCGCUGCCAUUCUUGUUUCUAGCUACAGCAUCCUUUGCUGUCACUUGGCCCCCAAGUGUUACAUUAUGGUGUUCAAGAAGGAAAUUAAUGAUGAGAAAGCCAUCACUGAGUAUAUUAGGAAGCAUUACGAGGAGAAAGGUAUCACAGUGGUUCAGUAAU